Mollisia scopiformis is the source of this 820-nucleotide messenger RNA. RefSeq lists its product as uncharacterized. The coding region runs from base 94 to 729 and encodes 211 amino acids. NCBI's taxonomy places the organism in Eukaryota, Fungi, Ascomycota, Leotiomycetes, Helotiales, Mollisiaceae. The record is from RefSeq and is a predicted model, not a curated record. The transcript has a single exon.
AUAUUUACAUACAGCCUGAUCUCUCUCAUUACUAUUCAUGAGUUGACAGUAUCUCACAACAUCAAUUAUUUGUCACCUCAAAGGCUUCCACCUAUGGGCAGUUCUUCAUCUUCCCCAGUCUCGUCCCGGAGUGCAUCGCUCAACAGAGGUCGACUUUCAUCUUUGACGCCAGAUUCAGACUUAAAGUCAAUCUCGCCAAUAGCUCCCAUCAUGCAAUUGGCAAGACGACCUGGAUUCUCGCUUUCAAAUUCCACUCAAGACUCCUUCCAAACUUCUCGUCCAAUAGCCACUCCAACCUCCUCUCGAAGGUCAACUUCAACCACCCCAGGCCCUCCACUUUCACCGAUGUCCCGUAUUCGGCUUGGAAUCUCCGAAGAUAACAAAGCCCGCCGUAGUAACCCCUCUCGUGCUCAUCGACGUCCACCCAUCAUCGAGUCUCCAGAAGUCGAAGAAAGUACUUGCCACUGUCCUUUGGGCCACAAAGAUUUCGAUACUUGUUCUGCUGAUCCCCACUCAAUUUACUACAAGAGCCCCAGCCCUGAAACUCCAGCCAUGGACAAGAAGUCGAGAGCUACUACAACCCCUAGAGGUAGCAGGAAGAGGAAGGCUAUCUCAUACCUCGAGGAAGAAGCAAAGUACGUUUGUGGAUGUGGAGGAGGACAUGAUGAUGACCUUGAGUGCGAAUAUGCAUCUACUUUGAAGAAGCAUGUUGAGAUCACAACUUCGUGAGUUACAUAUUCUUUUCCAUCAUAGGCCAAUUGAUUGAUGUAAUGUAGUAUCAUUAUUGGUAGCCAAGCUAUGGUCACUAUCAAUGUCGGCA